Messenger RNA from Micropterus salmoides (largemouth bass), 6213 nucleotides. RefSeq names its product semaphorin-5B-like. Gene Ontology annotation, molecular function: chemorepellent activity; semaphorin receptor binding. Gene Ontology annotation, biological process: positive regulation of cell migration; axon extension; neural crest cell migration. The coding region runs from base 350 to 3628 and encodes 1092 amino acids. The transcript has 23 exons. Lineage: Eukaryota; Metazoa; Chordata; Actinopteri; Centrarchiformes; Centrarchidae. The record is from RefSeq and is a predicted model, not a curated record.
AAUUCCUAUUGUGUGUGUAAAACAGAAAGGGAGAGUUUCUAUAAAAGGAUGAAUUCCGAUGAGCUUAGCAUCGCGGCAGACAGUCUGUGGUUUACAAAGAAAAAUGCUGACUGCCAGUGAGAGGCGUGUGUGAUAAGAUUCAACCACCACAUCCAUCUAAAAGUCGGGUGCAAAGAGAGAAAACCUGCCUCCUUCACAGUGCUCUGGAUAGCGGGGCUGCCGUGAACCUGCAUCAUCUCUGUCUCUGAAACCCGACGACGACUUGAAUCAGCAGCAAGAAUCCCGCGAUGAAUCAAAAGUGAAAGGUGUUUUCUGAGGACCUGAUAGAAGACUGGAUGUGGUUUUAGCUAUGAUUACAUCAGGGUGGGGGGCGUGGGCUCUCUCCCCCUGUGGCCUUGUGCUGGUCUUCUGUUCAUCUGUGUGUCUGUCCCAGCAGCCUCACGUCAAACCAGCAGACUGUAGUCGAAAGGAACAUCCCGUUGUCUCCUACCAAGCGUUGAGGCCGUGGAUGUCAGAGUUCUCCCAUUCAGGAGUGAAAGAUUUCUCCCAGCUGGCCCUGGACCUGAGCAGAAACCAGCUCAUUGUGGGAGCAAGAAACUUCCUCUUCAGACUGAAUUUAAGCAACGCCUCGCUCAUACAGGCGACAGAAUGGGCGCCCGAUGAAGACACAAAGCGCUCAUGUCAGAGCAAGGGCAAGUCUGAGGAGGAGUGUCAAAACUACAUCCGGGUUUUGUUGAUAAGUGGGAAGACGCUCUUCACAUGCGGGACGAAUGCUUUCACCCCCGUCUGCAUCACCAGGCAGAUUGGAAACCUCGGUGAGGUGUUGGACACAGUGAACGGUGUUGCCCGUUGUCCCUAUGACCCGCGCCACAACUCUACUGCCAUGGUAACAGAGAGGGGUGAGUUGUAUGCUGCUACGGUGAUCGACUUCUCCGGACGUGACCCUGUCAUCUACAGGAGCCUGGGGAACAUGCCACCACUGCGCACCGCCCAGUAUAACUCCAAAUGGCUCAACGAGCCUCAUUUUGUGUCUGUUUACGAGAUUGGUCGGUUUGCCUACUUCUUCGUGAGGGAAACUGCAGUUGAAAACGACUGUGGGAAGAACGUGUUCUCUCGCGUGGCCCGGGUCUGUAAGAACGAUAUGGGUGGACGUUUCCUUCUGGAGGACACCUGGACUACUUUCAUGAAGGCCAGACUCAACUGCUCACGCUCAGGAGAAAUUCCCUUUUACUACAACGAGCUGCAGAGUACCUUUUAUUUAUCAGAGCAGGACCUGAUCUAUGGUAUCUUCACCACUAAUGUGAACAGUAUAUCAGCUUCUGCUGUCUGUGCCUUCAAUCUGAGCUCCAUCACCCAGGCCUUCAACGGACCCUUUCGCUACCAGGAGAACCCCCGCACUGCCUGGCUCUCCACCCCAAACCCCAUCCCCAAUUUUCAGUGUGGCACACUGGAGGAGGGCGGCCCCGGGGGUAACCUGACAGAACGCAGCCUUCAGGACGCCCAGCGACUCUUCCUCAUGAAUGAUGUGGUGCAGCCAGUUACUGUCAACCCUCUGCUCACCCAGGACAACCUGCGCUUCUCCAAGCUAGUAGUGGACAUCGUGCAGGGCCGAGAUACCCUCUACCACGUCAUGUACAUCGGCACUGAAUACGGCACCAUCCUGAAAACUCUCUCCACAACCAAUAAAAGCCUUCAUGGCUGCUACCUGGAGGAGCUCAGGCUCCUCCCCGAAGGGCAAAUCGGACCAAUCAAGAGCCUGCAAAUCCUCCACAAUGACAGAUCUUUGAUUGUUGGGCUUGAUGACAGACUGGUGAAGAUCCCAUUAGAGCGCUGCUCCAGCUAUCCAGCUGAACGUCAAUGCAUGGAAGCACGGGACCCUUACUGUGGCUGGGAUCACAAACAGAAGCGCUGCACAACCAUCGAGGAGAGCUCCAACAUGAACCAGUGGACCCAAAACAUCACUGAGUGCCCAGUGAGGAACCUGACACAGGAUGGUGGUUUUGGUCCCUGGGCACCAUGGCAAUCUUGUAACCACAAUGACGGCGAGGGCUCCAUUAGCAGCUGUGUGUGUCGGUCCCGCUCGUGUGACGGACCCAUGGCCCAGUGUGGUGGGAUCCAAUGUAAAGGCCCAACUAUCCAGGUGGCAAACUGUUCCAGGAACGGAGGCUGGACUCCCUGGUCUUCAUGGGGUCAGUGCAGCAGCAGUUGUGGUAUAGGAUUUGAAGUAAGACAGCGGUCCUGCAACAACCCCUCGCCUCGCCAUGGUGGUCGAAUCUGUGUAGGCCAGGGUCGAGAGGAGAGGCUGUGCAAUGAGAAAAAGCCUUGUCCCCUGCCAGUGUUGUGGACAGCCUGGGGCCCCUGGGCUCACUGCAGUGGUGAAUGUGGAGGGGGGGUCCACUCAAGGACCAGAACCUGUGAGAAUGGCAACAGCUGUCCUGGAUGUUCCUUGGAGUACAAGGCCUGUAACCUGGAGGCCUGCCCUGAGGUGCGCCGCAACACCCCCUGGACUCCCUGGAUGCCAGUCAACGUCAGUCAAGAUGGGUCAAGGCAAGAGCAGAGAUUCAGGUACACCUGCCGGGCGCUGCUUCCCGACCCCCAGCAGCUCCAGCUGAGUAAGAAGAAGGUGGAGACCCGGUUCUGCCCAAAUGACGGGUCUGGAGCCUGCCAGACUGACUCUCUGGUUGAAGACUUGGUGAAGACCAGUGGGCGAACUCUGUCCCAGCCGCAAGGUGUGCGCUGGGGAUCGUGGGAAACGUGGUCCAGCUGUUCUCAGAAGUGCUCCAGAGGCUUCAGAACCCGGAAACGUAGCUGCUCGACGGCAGAGGGCAGGACCAACCCCAGCGCCUGCGUAGGAUCCCCGGUGGAAUAUCAGGAGUGCAACAUUCAACCCUGCCCAGUGAGUGGAGCCUGGUCUUGCUGGUCCUCCUGGUCCCAGUGCUCAGCCACCUGUGGGGGCGGACACUACCAGCGAACUCGGAUGUGCAGCAACCCGCCCCCUGCCAUUGGAGGAGACAUCUGUAUAGGCCUGCACACUGAAGAGGCGCUCUGUAAUACGCAUGCCUGUGAAGGUUGGGGUGAAUGGACAGAGUGGGGGGACUGUGAUGAGGAGGGUCUGCAGCAUCGCACUCGUCGCUGUGGUGAGGACCAGGAGGCUGAGGCCCGUCUCUGCCAGGGCAACAUCACCCAGUCUAGGCAGUGCCAGCCUCAUGAGGUGCCAGUCAUUUUACCCGGACAGGAGGACACGAGCUGUGGAACCUUUACUUUGUUCCAGUUGGUAGCUGUGGGCUCAGCCAGUUUCUUUGCCGCAGCGUUACUGUCAGCGCUUGCCUACUCCUACUGCCACCACCUGAACCGACCAUCAGCAGAGUCAUCAGUCAUCCACCCCAGCACACCCAACCACCUUACCUACAACAAGCGGGGCAACGCCACGCCAAAGAAUGAGAAGUACAUCCCCAUGGAGUUUAAGACGCUAAACAAGAACAAUCUCCACGUAAACGAUGAGACGUGCAACCACUUCCCCUCACCGCUGCCCUCCAGCAAUAUGUUCACCACAACCUACUACCCUCCCAGCCUGAGCAAGUAUGACUUCCACCCAGACUCCCCCUGCAGGACCUACAUGCACAGCUGAGGGGAGGCCAGGCUCUAAAAGCAAACCAAGUUCUCAUUCAAAACAUUUCAAAAGAUUUUGAUAGAUUGUACUGUCGGUCAAGAAAGACACCAAAAUCAUUCUUGUGUUGCAGUCUAAUUUGUAGAUCUGUUAAUGAAAUCUUAAAAGCUUGGUUAACCCAAAUUGCAUCCUUUUCUGAUAUCUUGCCAUGCAGAUAGUUUCUGUUUUAUUUGCCCAGGUUUUGAGAAAUCUCAAUGUUUUAUGGUAUUGACCGAAACUAGAAGAAAUUCAGCACCAACAUCUCUUUCCAAAAACAGUGUUUCCUUUAUUCUGGAUACUCCACAGACCUCCUUGCAAACAGUUUAGUAGGGGCCAUUUCUUCAGAAGAAAGUUGUUCCAGUUUACCAAUUCUGUGUAGAUACUCUAUGAAAUUUAUGGCUCUUAAUUACAUAUGUAAAAUGUUUUACAUCAUAAGUUUUUAAAUUUCUAAGUUGCUACAGCAUGCAGAGUUUAAGGCUUAGAGCAUACACCAUAUCCACCACAUACAAUCAAAUUAUACGCACAUGCUAUCGCGUCCAACACUUAGGCUGGCACUGUGGAAAAACGUUUGUUAGCCAUCUGAAGGUUUAGUCACAUUAGCCUUCCAUACAACAAAAUUCCCACCUUCACUGAACACGGAAAGCACACUAGUCUAUGAGUAUGAUGCUGCAGUUUGGAUUCUGGUCACGUAAUAUUCUACAAGAUGGUGGACUACGGUGUAAAUUCACAGGACAAACUUGAACUAAAUUAAAAUGAAACCAGCACCUACAGUACAGGUGUCCCCUUCUACUUACAUAACCCACCCUGAGGUUCUCUGUGUGUGUGCUCAGGGCAUUGUGGAAGCAGGGUAGGACCCAGAGCUCAAGGCUUUCAGACAUUGUAUGUACCUGGAUAUCCACCGGACUGAGAAGAGACUCAUCUGAUGGUUAUUGCUUUCGGGCAUUUUUGGCAUGUGAGGACUCAUUACUACUGUAUCUUGCUUGGACACUAGUUAAGUGUGGGCUGUCAUCAGUAAAGGCUGAUAUCUAUGAGUAAAAACCACAGAUUUCAUGCUUCACAGCAUGUGAAUGGAGCAAAGAAAUUAACAGAGUUGAAGAUUUCUGGCGUAUUUGCUUUAAUUUUUAUGUUUAGCAGAGUCCACAUUGGAAAACAACACUGACGAGGACAUUUUUGACACACCUCGCUAUGUACUGUACAUUGUUGAAAAUGUAAGGUUGUCAACUGUUCUGUCAGCAGGUUAUAUGAAUUAUUUUAGGGGUGUUCACAGAUGUCACCAUAUCUGUAUCUGCUGAAAACAAAAUGAUUUGAUUUUGUAAAUAUAUGGGGCAUUUUUCAGUGUUUCAGUCACACUUCUAUUUUCCAUCAGGAGUGUUAAUGCAUUAUGGUUACUGUUAAAAAUUACCCAAUAUAAUACAGCUAUGUCUUUAUUAUCUUUCAUGAACACGCCAUAAAUCAGCCAUAGGCUUUUUUUAAAGGAUUUCACACUUUCAACUGUAGUGCCAUGCAAGAAACUCUCAAGUCUCUACAUUUUGUUUUAUAAUGUACUGAAAUGAAUGGAAAUCAAAGGCUGCCCAAAAGCAGGUGAAACAUCUAUCAGACUUUUAAAUGCAGAAAAUGUUAUGCAGCAAGGUAAUAAGUUCUGAUUAGCUAUGCUAAACAUAAAGUGCACUAAAUGUUUUUUUCUUACAUUUCUGAAUACAAGUAAUAGUGAGCAAAUUUGGAGAGAACUAAAAAACACUUUAUUUGGACUUUUUACACUCUUUCAUGUUCCUCCAGGUGCUCCAGUUUGCUUCCACAGUCCAAAAACAUGUAGGUGAACUAGAUACUCUAAAAUGAGUGUGAAUGACUGUCUACAUGUGUUGCGUAUGAGGUAUAAAUGCUCACAGAGUGUGACAUUACCUGGAUAACUGGUGCUUGUAUGAAAAUGUUUUUCACAUUCCUGUUGCUUGUUUCUGUGCAUUAUGUAGGCAUUAUACUUACAUGAGUGUUACAUGUUCCCAGUGACGUACACAUUUGGUAAUGCCUUUGUUUUAGGGGUCCAUAAUUUCUGAAGAAAACAAUGUAAUUUAAAAGAAAUUAUAGGGGAAAAUAGGAAUGUCCUUGAUGGAAUUGCUUCAUUUAAAGCUAAGUAAAUACAUUUCAUAUAUUCAUUCAUUUUCCCUCCACUAUUAGAAACUUUAUUCUCCAUGUAUGUUGAAUACACCUGCCUGCUGUAAACUAAAGGUAUCUUGAGGUUAGGCAAAUAAUUGGAAGUGUACCAAUUGAACAUAAUCUCUGUUUUCCCUUGGAAAUUAUUCUGAAAUUACACGUUUUCUACUGCUGACAGCCCAAAGUAGCAGGCUAUUAAAGCAACUACGUGCUUAAAAAAGACUCUGCACGCCUUACCUUUAUGAAUCUACACAUAGGGGCUUUAAAUAAUAUUUGUCCUUUAAAACAAGUUCAAAAUGCUGUCGUUUAGGUUUCCUGUCACAUUUCAGUGUUAAUAUUUAAGUUACUAGUUGCUGUAAAAUAUAUAUUGCAUAUUGUGUUUCCAAACUGUAAAUACCAAGAAAUGUAUUCAGGUGUUU